AUGAGUCUCCGGGGUGUGCAACUAGGCCUCAGAGCCUGGGAGUUCUUAUGGACCCUGCUCGUUAUGGCCCUCAUCGGUAACAUGAUCGCUGAAGCUUUCUCCGGGAACCCUGCGACCGUAAACUACUCCAUCUACGUAUCGGUCUUCUCAAUGCUCACGCUGUUCUACCUAAUCCCGGCCUCCUACAACAUCGACUGGUCCGGCCACCCGAUCAUCAUGAUCAUCAUCGACGCCCUGAACUGCAUUUUCUUCUUCUGUGCUGCCAUCGCCCUCGCCGCAAGGCUGGAAUGCCACUCUUGCAACAACGAGGAAUACCUCAAGAGCAACGAGAUCACCAAUGGUGCAGAGGACAUGACCAAGCGCUGCCGCGAGGCCCAGGCCUCGGUUGCUUUCCUCUGGUUCGCCUGGGCAGGCUACAUGGCCUCCUUCAUCGUCUCGGUGUUCAUGUGGCGUUCUUCUGCCGGCCCCUCGCGCAGCCGUACCGGUAGCCGUCGCGGCGGCCGUCCUAACAUGACUCAGGUUUAA
Molecule: messenger RNA, 525 nt
Organism: Penicillium mononematosum
Lineage: Eukaryota; Fungi; Ascomycota; Eurotiomycetes; Eurotiales; Aspergillaceae
Product: MARVEL domain-containing protein
Exons: 3
Coding region: 1-525 (174 amino acids)
Biological process (GO): protein localization to plasma membrane; eisosome assembly
Cellular component (GO): plasma membrane; eisosome
Source: RefSeq, a predicted model, not a curated record